Molecule: messenger RNA, 1211 nt
Organism: Cryptotermes secundus
Lineage: Eukaryota; Metazoa; Arthropoda; Insecta; Blattodea; Kalotermitidae
Product: GILT-like protein 1
Exons: 6
Coding region: 138-893 (251 amino acids)
Molecular function (GO): oxidoreductase activity, acting on a sulfur group of donors, disulfide as acceptor
Source: RefSeq, a predicted model, not a curated record
GUUCAGUGGUCCAGUGUCUGGUGCUGACAUUAUGUUCACAGACUGACUCACCAGCGAAUCGCCACGCAACACUCACAGUCAGGCAACUGGUACGGUGGAGUGAGGACGAGAGAGGACAUAUUGUUGUGGCAGUCAAAAUGGAAUCUUUCUUCUGGAUUAGUAUUGUCGCAUUUGGUGCCCUUUCUGUCGCGGUGGCUCAUGAAGGUCAUGACCAUACACACCACCAAAUGCACAGUGCAUCUUCAGAUGAGAAGUUACCCAUAACCAUCUAUUAUGAAUCUCUAUGCCCUGAUAGUAUCAGAUUUUUCAAGGAUCAGCUGGAUCCUACAUACAGGGCUCUUGGAAAAUAUUUAAACAUUGAAUUUGUCCCAUAUGGAAAAGCCAGACAAUGGUACAGUAAUAAUACCUACCAUUUUGAAUGUCAACAUGGGACAAGAGAAUGUUAUGGAAACAUUGUUCAGGCAUGUGCUAUAAAUGUGUUUCAUGAUGAGACGAACAUUUUUAAGUACUUAACAUGCCUCAUGACAACAGUGAAUAUCACUCAAGUCACCAAUGCAACAUAUCCUGUGGAUGAAUGUGGAUCUGGCCUGGAUGUGGAUAAUAUAAAGAAGUGUGUUAGUGGAGCUGAAGGUCUGAAAUUCUUGUCAGAAAUGGGGAACAGGACUUCUGAGUUACAUCCCCCACUGACGGAAGUUCCCGCUAUCUCUGUGAAUAUGACAUUCAGCUAUGAAGAACAACAAGAAGCAGUGAACAACUUCAAAUCUGUAGUUUGCUCUCACCUCAAAGCUGCAAAUACAAAUCCUGCAGACUGCAAAUCCAGUUCAUUUACUGCAGUAUCAAGUAUCCUAGUGGUCACAGUUGCAUCACUUUUCCUUGCUACUACUGCCUCUUAGUUUUAUGUACACAUAAUCAUAGCCUUAGGAUUCAACACAGUGAAAUUCUGUCAGAAAUUUUAAGUAUAAGUAAGCUAGUGAUAAAGUGAUGAAACGAAGUACACUUCUUAAUAAAAUGCAUCCUGUUAUGUGUUAUAAAUAAGGUAUAUAGCUAUAUAUAAAAGUAUGCAGUCUACACAACAAUAUUCUGUAUUAAAAUGAGUUUAAUAAUAACAUACUCUAAAGCUUCGCUUAUAAUAAUUAAAAUAACUGUUACAGAUCGGUCCAAAUAAACAACCUUUUGGAUAACAUACAGAAUAAUGAGCAUGAGCUCCACAA